AGAAGUUUGCUGUUAGUGUUACGGUGUGAGUUACAACUAUAAUAACUAGCAGUAUAUAAAAACAAUAGAAGUCUGUGGAUUAUCAUCAUUUAGAGAGCUGAGUGAACGUACGAGUAUUUGUGUGUGUGUGUGAGAGUGUGAGAGUGUGUGUGUGUGAGAGUGUGUGUGUUUCAGCAGGGAAGUGGUUGAUUCAAGCACAUUGUCUCACUGAGUCCCUCCCUCUAAACCACAGACAGACAAUAGAAGUGAGACCGACGACACACACUGCACUCUGUCGGGUAUCUCUCUAACGGCUGUGCGCGUGUGUGUGUGUGUGUGUGUGUGUGUGUGUGAGAGUAAUCAUGAGGACUCUCCACAGGCUGAAGUUGAUGAGUUCUCCCAGUCUGAGUGAUUUGGGUCGGUCAGAGAGAUCAGCGCUGGAUGACAGGAACAACCAGCAGCAUCGAGCAGGAACCAACGCCACCUGGAACAGCAUCCAUAAUGCCGUGAUCGCCGUGUUCCAGCGCAAGGAUCUGGGAGAGAAUGAGCUCUAUGUGCUGAAUGAAGGCGUCAGGCAGCUCCUAAAGACCGAGUUGGGCUCCUUCUUCACAGAAUAUCUGCAGAAUCAGCUGCUGACGAAAGGAAUGGUGAUUUUGAGAGAUAAGAUUCACUUUUAUGAAGGUCAGAAGCUGCUGGAUUCUCUGGCAGAAACGUGGGACUUCUUCUUCUGUGAUGUUCUGUCUAUGCUGCAGGCCAUCUUCUACCCCGUCCAGGGGAAGGAGCCGUCUGUCCGUCAGCUGGCUCUGCUGCACUUCAGGAACAUCAUCACUCUCAACAUAAAGCUGGACGAUGCUCUGACUCGACCGCGGGCCCGUGUGCCGCCCUCCGUCAUUCAGAUGCUCCUCAUCCUGCAGGGGGUUCACGAGUCUAAAGGUGUGAGCAGUGAUUACCUGAAGCUGGAGUGUCUGGUGCAGAAGGUGGUGUCUCCGUAUCUGGGGACUCACGGCCUGUUCUCCGGCGACGGCUCGGUGGCGCAGAGCUCGUGUGUUCUGGAGAAGCGGCUCCUGCGCCGAUGGCCGCGCUCCAGCGACUCGCCCGCUAAGAACCCCGUGGUGCGCUCCAAGAGCUACAACAUGCCCAUGCUGACGCCGGUGGCCGAGUACGACCCCGAGAGCAGCGCCGGCGCCGGGGCCAGACGCCACUCCGUCUGUCAGAUGACCUCCUGCGCAGAAGAGCCAGACGUCUGCGAGGAUCCGUCUCCUCCCAUCGUGGACCAGAUCCUGGAGUCUCUGGACUCCGACACCGAGGGAAUAUUCAUCGACUUCCGCCGGCAGCGUUCCAGCUCGUCUGACUUCAGCCGGGAGAGCGAGAGCGCGGCGUGACCUUUGACCUGACGACAGGCCGCUGCAAAGUUUGUAGAAUGAGGGGAGUUUGUUUCGUGUUCAGAAUAGCAGACUAACAUACUCCUCUACCAUACUAGUUUAGCAGCGUGAUAUGUGUAGCUGCACCCUGACGGAGUUCCUUUACCAGACUGCAGACUGGUGACGUUUUUGCACAGAAUCGGAUUAACUGUGCAACGCCGCUGUCUUGUGUUUCUAACUUACUGACUUUCAAAAGGAGGACAAAGGACAAAGUUCACUUUUCUAAUUUUAAUACCAAUGCACGAAAUCCAUGAAUGAUUUUAACUAUUUAAAAAGUUCCUAACCCUAAUCAAUGCAUUUGCAUAAUUAUAAAUAAUAAUGAAUUCAAUAGUCUUCAAGUAUUUUUCCAUAAAACAUUUCUUUAGAAAAUAGUAACAAAAUGAAAAGCAAAGUGCAUGACAAGCAAUAACGAGCACGAGAGAGCAAAGUAUGUUUUUAAAGCUGCUAAAGUUUUUCAGACACGAGCAGUGAUUUCUCCUCUUGUCACAUUACGGUUUGAUUAUUAAUAAUGUGACGUACAGUUAGAUCUAAUAAUGCACUGAUUUAUUGUGAUGCAUCAUAUGUUUUGUCUGGUCUGUUUGUGCAGACGAGCGUUCAUCAGCGUGAGAAAGACGAGCCGAGUUUAGCGUCAGUCGAGGUGUUUGGAUGCGGUUAGUGCAGUGUGCUAGUUCUUCAUUCUGAACACUGCGGUGCUGCUCUACUUCAUCAGUACUUCAUCUCGUGUUUAAUGAAAGAUUCUUAUGGAGCACUGUACGAGUUUGCCAGCAAAUAUUCUUUAGAAAUAGACAGUAAAAUGACUGAUUUUUAAAGACGCUUCUUAGGAGAAACCACUGGAGCUGCAGUCAGUAAGUGAAUGAACAAAACUAUUGUCAUUUGCAGCAGGAUUUUUUCAUUAGUUUGUAAAUAUGAAAAGUUUUCACAAUCAUGUUUUGAAUAAUGACCUUGAUUUUACUUGAGCAGAUCACUAUUUUUAUUGUAAUUCUAAUCGAGUGAAAUAGCAUUUUACUGUUGAUUAAAGAAGUUUGUCCUUUACU
Molecule: messenger RNA, 2434 nt
Organism: Sinocyclocheilus grahami
Lineage: Eukaryota; Metazoa; Chordata; Actinopteri; Cypriniformes; Cyprinidae
Gene: prr5b
Product: proline rich 5b (renal)
Exons: 8
Coding region: 342-1361 (339 amino acids)
Biological process (GO): TORC2 signaling
Cellular component (GO): TORC2 complex
Source: RefSeq, a predicted model, not a curated record